AUGGAUUCAGGCAAGAAAACAGUAGAAACAGCAAGUCCUCUGAUGAUUUUCAGAAGAGCUGUUCAGAAAUCUCCAGAGAGAAAUGCUGGAAGAGAUGUUCUUCCAAAGGAUCCAGUCAUGGUUGAUAUGAAAGAGUUCUUGGGCAUAGUGAGUUGCCCCAUAUUUUGCAAGGACUGCAUAAUUCCGAAACUUGAAGAGUUUAAAACCAAACGCUGUCCAGUAUGCAAAAAAGUCCUAGGUCCCUCUCCUGAAAAAUAUCUAAGACCUGAUAAGCAACUGCAAGGUAUUAUAGAUGAAGUUAUCAAGGCUGCGAAAAGAGCUGCAGGAACCAAAACAUCACAAGCUGAGAACACGAAGCUGGAAAUUGCUGAGUCCAGCGCACAGGCUACAAAACCAUUGCUGGAGAAUGUAGGUUUUCCAGAGGAAAUCGGAGAAAAUUUUGCUAAAGAUACUGAAGAUGCAGGGAAAAAAGGUAAAAAACCUAAGGGAAAGAAGAAGAAUAAACGACGAAUGAAAGAAAAAGCUCGUCAAGUAUCAUCUAGCCAAGAAAAAGGCAAAGGGAAGGUGGAACCUACUAAUGUUGAAGAAGAAAAUUCAGAGGACAAAUCAUCUGGAAUUGAGGGAAAUGCUGGUGUUAGAGAACUACUUUUCGAUGUGGCACAAAAGACAACUCGAUCCUUUUGGGUUUCUUUUAUUCCCCAAGAAGACGAGUAA
Molecule: messenger RNA, 714 nt
Organism: Ilex paraguariensis (yerba mate)
Lineage: Eukaryota; Viridiplantae; Streptophyta; Magnoliopsida; Aquifoliales; Aquifoliaceae
Source: the annotation of a GenBank genome assembly